Messenger RNA from Clonostachys byssicola, 1302 nucleotides. The record is from the annotation of a GenBank genome assembly. NCBI's taxonomy places the organism in Eukaryota, Fungi, Ascomycota, Sordariomycetes, Hypocreales, Bionectriaceae.
AUGCCGCCAAUUCAAAACACAUGCACGCCGGGUCUGGGCAUUCGGUUGGACAAGAAACAUGACAGCUACCGACCGGGCGACACCAUCGUCGGCUGGGUUUACCGUGAAUCCCCCGUCGUCUGCCCUGACGCGGCCGUCAAGGUCUCCCUCCAUGGAGCCACCCGCACACGUAUGAGAUCAGGCGUGCGCUGGGCCGAUACAUACCAGGGUAACUUUACAAUAAUCGAAGGAGAGAAGAACAGACAGGAGCUUUUCCGAGGACCUCUCCAUGUUGGCUCAGAUCAAUCACACCAGGAGUGGCGCUUCGCAUUCACACUGCCCACCCAUAUUGAUUUGAGCUGGUUCGCAAAUAGCAAGCACAGUCGCGAGUUUUUCAUGCCUGCUUCCGGGGGCAGUGUCGGCGUGGAGCCAUUGCCCGCGAGUUUCCAGAAGCUCGAAGAUGGGGAAUACAACGAAGGGAUUGUCGAAUAUUAUCUUCGAGCCAGCUUGGAACUCCGUAGCAAGGAUCACCCUGAUGCUCUAAAUGCGUUAUUACCCAUCAGGAUUCUGCCAUCUCUGCCUGAAAAGAUGCCUUCUUUCGAAGAUAGCUUGCAACUCAAUAGAGAGCCGGUACCCUUUCACGUCCCGGAUUUCACCUUGGGAUCGAAACCCCACCUCUCAAAGUCUCAAAAGAUGAAGAACCUACUAAAGUCAUCGUCUGCAUCGAAGUCCACACAUGAAAUCCACACAUGGGUCCCAUCCGUUCUCCAAAUCAACGACCCCAGGCCGAUGGGAUUCUUGCUGCACGUAACACCAAUGGGGGAGAAUGCGUCUGAACUGAUCGAGAAACUUGCACCCACAGUUCGGCUGAAGCGCGUCGAGAUUCAAAUAGAAUCACUUACUGGCAUCAAAGCUGAAACAACAUAUGGCAGUAUCGACGAUGGCUGGAAGAGUACUAAAGAUCUCACUAAGAAUAUCCCGCCAUCUUUCUUCUCUGACAUUGUGAUCCCCUCAACGGAGGAUCUACCGCCCAUUGACUUGGGGCAGAUGAUGGACGUUCACCUCCCCUCACCCGACAUGCCUGACGCACUCUCUCCCAGCUUUUCUAUUUGCAAUGUCAAGGUGGAGCACACGGUACACUGGCAAGUAGACUACGAAAUUGCAGGGAGAGCCUGCAAGACGCGUGGAUCACAAAGUCUUCUCGUUUUACCAGCGUCAGAUGCAUGCCACCAAUCCGCCGAGAGCCAGGAAGGCUCGGGUGUACAGCUGCCACCAUACCAAGAUUCAGCAGCGACGGCAGCACCCGAAUAUACAGAGGAAUAG